CCACUCUGCACCCUCACGACCCUUCCGAGCCUUUUCGGCCUGAGCGUGGGACUAGUCUUUACCUAGCCGACUGUCUUAGGAUGGAGAAGUCGCGGCCGGCGGCGGAGGCUGAGAGGCGGAGGGCGGAAGUGCGGAAUCCCUCGGCUCUCCUCCCCCGCUUACCAAGCAGCGCUGCUACUUCUAUCGGAAGCAUCGAUUCACCCACGCUAGAGCCUGGGAAUGUCCGCUGCAGUUUUUCCGGGAGACGAAUACAGUCGUGCUGUUCCACCGCAUCCUAUUCUUCGCCAGUCCUGAGUUCGGAAAGGGGAAGAAGGAAGGACUUCUUGGCUCCUCACAGCAUAACCCCAGAGCAUGGGCUCCAGGCACUCGGACUUCAGCAGUUGCGGCACGAGGGCUCAGUAGUUGCGACUUUCAGGCUCUAGGGCGCAGGCUCCGCAGUUGUGGUACAUCGGCUUAGUUGCUCUGUGGCAUGUGGGAUCUUCCUGGACCAGUGCUCAAACCAAUGUCCCCUGCAUUGCUACAAGAAAAAGGGACUCCUGGUUUUUGGAACUUUCCAUCUACUCACUGAAUCCUUGGAACAACUGUAUGAGGUAUGCCUUCUCAUGACUCUGACCUUCCCCAGAAGGAGCGGGAGAAAAUGACCAAGUUUCAGGAGGCAGUGACCUUCAAGGACGUGGCCGUGGUCUUCACCGAGGAGGAGCUGGGGCUGCUGGACUCUGCCCAGAGGAAGUUGUACCAGGAUGUGAUGGUGGAGAACUUCCGCAACUUGGUCUCAGUGGGACAUCUUCCCUUCAAACCAGAUAUGGUAUCCCAGUUGGAGACAGAAGAAAAGCUUUGGACGAUGGAGAGAGAAACCCAAAGAAACAGGCAUUCCAGUGAGAACUGCGCAGCUGUUAUUUCAGGCAGAAAGAAUCCAGGUGAGAUGGAGACUCUUCAAAAAGUCGCAUUAAAAUACCUUUCAUAUGAAGAGCUGUCCUGCUGGCAAUUCUGGAAACAGGUUGCAAGUGAUUUAACCGGAUGUCUUCAGAGGAAGAGUUCCCAGUUCCUACAAGGCAAUUCUCUUCAGGUGUCUGAAAAUGAGAACCAUAUAAUGAAUCAUAAAGGAGAUGGUUCCAGUUACCUGGAAGACUUUUUGAUUUUGAGAACCCAGGAUUCUUGUGGAAAUACGUAUCUGAGCAAGUCAGAGAAUCAGAGCAGAGAUAAGCAAAUGAAUGGGAAAAAUAACCUGCGUAUAUGUGAAGCCUUCAUGAAGAAAUCAUCUCUGGGUGUUCCUGUUAAAACUGACACAGAACAGAAACCCUACAAAGGAGAGACAUCGCAUCCCUGUAGAGAGUGUGGAAGAAGCUUCAGUUAUAGCCCAGUGCUCCCAAUUCAUCCAGGUGUUCAGCUGGGAGAGAAACACUCCCAUCUGCAAACUCAGCAGAGAAUUCACCCGGGAGGGAAAGUCAAUACAUAUCAGGAAUCCAGUGAUGGUUUCCAUAAGGACUCUUUUCAUCCUCGUCAAUCUCACCACCCAGGAGAGAGGUCCUAUAGGUGUGACAGUUGUGGCAAGGGGUUCAGUAGCAGCACAGGCCUUAUCAUCCAUUACAGGACACACACUGGGGAGAAGCCUUACAAAUGCGAGGAGUGCGGUAAAUGCUUUAGCCAAAGUUCAAAUUUUCAGUGCCACCAGAGAGUGCACACCGAAGAGAAACCAUACAAGUGUGAAGAGUGUGGGAAGGGCUUUGGCUGGAGCGUUAACCUUCGCGUUCACCAGAGGGUCCACAGGGGCGAGAAACCCUAUAAGUGUGAGGAGUGUGGGAAGGGCUUCACGCAGGCCGCACACUAUCACAUACAUCAGAGGGUCCACACUGGGGAGAAACCCUACAAAUGUGAUGUCUGCGGCAAGGGGUUCAGUCACAAUUCGCCUUUGAUAUGCCACCGGAGGGUCCACACUGGAGAGAAACCGUACAGGUGUGAGGUGUGCGGGAAGGGCUUUACCCGUAACACAGAUCUUCACAUCCAUUUCCGCGUCCACACGGGAGAGAAACCCUACAAAUGCAAGGAGUGUGGGAAGGGCUUCAGUCAGGCUUCAAAUCUUCAGGUCCACCAGAACGUCCACACCGGGGAGAAACGCUUCAAAUGCGAGACGUGCGGGAAGGGCUUCAGUCAGUCGUCAAAGCUUCAGACCCAUCAGAGGGUCCACACUGGGGAGAAGCCCUACAGAUGCGAUGUGUGUGGUAAGGACUUCAGUUACAGUUCAAAUCUUAAACUUCACCAAGUCAUUCACACUGGAGAAAAACCAUAUAAAUGUGAGGCGUGUGGGAAGGGCUUCAGUUGGAGAUCAAACCUUCACGCUCAUCAAAGAGUCCACUCAGGAGAGAAACCCUACAAAUGCGAGGCGUGUGAUAAGAGCUUCAGUCAGGCCAUAGAUUUUCGGGUCCACCAGAGGGUUCACACUGGUGAGAAACCCUACAAGUGUGGUGUCUGUGGGAAGGGCUUCAGCCAGUCCUCUGGGCUUCAAUCACAUCAGAGGGUCCACACUGGCGAGAAGCCCUAUAAAUGCGACGUGUGUGGAAAGGGCUUUCGAUACAGUUCACAGUUUAUAUACCACCAGAGGGGCCACACCGGCGAAAAACCUUACAAAUGUGAGGAGUGUGGGAAAGGCUUCGGGCGGAGCCUGAAUCUGCGUCAUCACCAGAGGGUCCACACAGGAGAGAAACCCCACAAGUGUGAGGAGUGUGGGAAGGCCUUCAGUCUCCCCUCCAAUCUUAGAGUCCAUCUGAGUGUUCACACUCGGGAGAAAAUAUUUAAAUGUGAGGAGUGUGGGAAGGGCUUCAGUCAGAGUUCACGGCUUCAAGCCCACCAGAGGGUCCACACAGGAGAAAAACCGUACAAGUGUGAUGUAUGUGGUAAGGACUUCAGUCACCGUUCACGGCUGACGUACCAUCAGAAAGUCCACAGUGGCAAGAAUCGUUGAGAAUGAGAAAUGUGUUAAUGACUUCAGUCAGGAUGCAUACCUUCAAGGUUUUGGCGAGUCUGUGCUGGUGAUAAACUCUGUGAAGUAUUGAGAGUGGAAAGGGAUUCCUUCAGGUGGAAUCUUUCUAGCAGAUCCACUAAAAUGGUGACAUGGAAGCACAUAUAGUGUAACGGGAGAAAUAGAUUGUAACCCUCUUGGUAAGAUCCACUUGAUAUAAAUGAUCUCUCAAAGUGCAUAUAUGCCUAAAGAUAAUGUAUGAAAAGAAUACUUGCCAUAUACUAGCUAGUUUUGGGAGGGGGGGUUCAAGGAGGGCUUGGGGUUAUUUUUCCAUCCACUUCCAUUUUGUACUAAUUUACAGUGACCAUUAUUUUUACUAAAGCUGUAAAACUAUGAAAAGUGAAAUGAAUAAAAUUACUAAA
Molecule: messenger RNA, 3378 nt
Organism: Hippopotamus amphibius kiboko
Lineage: Eukaryota; Metazoa; Chordata; Mammalia; Artiodactyla; Hippopotamidae
Gene: ZNF227
Product: zinc finger protein 227
Exons: 8
Coding region: 593-2959 (788 amino acids)
Biological process (GO): regulation of transcription by RNA polymerase II
Cellular component (GO): nucleus
Molecular function (GO): DNA-binding transcription activator activity, RNA polymerase II-specific; RNA polymerase II cis-regulatory region sequence-specific DNA binding
Source: RefSeq, a predicted model, not a curated record